AUGUUCUUUAUUGAGGGUGUUGACGGGUUUAUUGGGCGGGAUGUCGAAACAGCACACGAAUUCCUCGACAGCACAAUUGAGCCUUCAAUGACAUCAGGUCAGGGGUACGGUGGUCCU
Messenger RNA from Mesorhabditis spiculigera, 117 nucleotides. The record is from the annotation of a GenBank genome assembly. NCBI's taxonomy places the organism in Eukaryota, Metazoa, Nematoda, Chromadorea, Rhabditida, Rhabditidae.